AAUGUUUUUGUUUUAUUUCUGUAGGCUAAUUAAUUUAAUAAUUAGAUACACAAAAGCGGAGUAAACAAAUUGGUUUAAAUGUUCUGCUUGUGCGGCACAGCCUGUUGGACUGAUCAGAGGAAAAAUACCCGAAUAAAGAUUUAAACAAGAAAAAAAACCAAAUUCUUGAAAAUGUGUCAAAGCGAAUAUUCGUUAUUAUAGAUCAGUUUCAUUUGAGGUAUCGUGACAUUACAUUAGAAAACGAAAUAAAGACACAGGUUUAGCAUGCUCAUUUAAUCCAUACAACGAAAAUGAUUUGAAAUAAAAGCCUUACUAUAUAUUUUGAAUAAAGCCUAUAAACGAAGCGUAAGGUUAGAGUUAUUUUUCCUCCUAAACAGACUGAAUGAAACACUUGAUCAGGUUAUAAUUUCAACAGGGUUAAACUCUCCGUAGUUAGGCUGUAGCCGAGUGAACCAAGUUAACCAUUUAGCAACAUAGCCUCAUUUUCUGCAGUCAAUAACCGUCUGUAAAUAUAGACUUUCUUUUCUGACAGAUCAAAUUUUGUUUCUCUCUUCUUGAAUCAAUAAAAUAAAUGAUACUUACCUUCCAGGCUGAGGAGAUUACAGUCACGUAUCAUCUUUAUUUGGGGGAAAUGUAAUUCUAGUCUGUAACAUAAACAGAUCUAUACUUUAUACCCUGAGAAUAAUGUCGCCAAAGGAUAAAGAAUAUUUCUUUAGAAAUAUAUAUUAAAGUUAUUGGAAGAGAUGAACAUGUUCCUUCAUUUUAGGGCUAUUGUUUAAUUUUCUGUGUGUCCUAUUUGGCAGCAUAUCGUCCUAUGACAGCCUACAGCUGAAUAAAUGACUAACGGGCUAUUGUUUUAAAUCUAUAAAAUAUUUUUUUGGAAAUACACAGCAUCGAUUUUUAGCUUUUCGGGAACUCCCUUCAGAUUCUUAACACUUGAUAUUUGGAAUAAGAACUCAGGUGGACACAGUUGAAAAAAGAGGCAAGCCAAUCAGAUUGCUCCUUCCCCCUUUGGCCAAUGACAGACGCCACAUUGUUGUCAAAUUUGUCUAAUGAAAACGUAGGAGCAACAAUAGAGAGGGGAGAGAGGGAUCUGUAUCCACUGACAAUCUCUGGAGGAAGUUAGUGUCUCAGGCUGCGGCGAGUAACAACCUCGGCUCCUCCUGGACAGUUUGAACUUUCUACCGGGGAGGAAUGAUCGCUCGUCAACGCUCCUGCCAUUUUCGGAUUUAAAGUCGACAGUAUCUUCACAUUUUUGUCUCUUGGCCAGACUCCUUGAACACUUUCCACCAGAGUUUCCAUCAUAGAUUUUAUUUCCGCAUCAGUAGGCAGACAUCGUUGACUUCACCUGUUGCCCAGAGAUGUUAAGAGCCGCUGAGCAGAUGUGAACGGCUCAUUGCUAGUUUAACUAAGACAGAUCGUCCAGAACACCGUUUUUCUUCUCUACAUCUUCAGUUACAUCAGUGAGCAUGGAUCUGAGACCGGAGCUCCCCAAUGUCUCCUCUGCCUCACAAGUCCACCCGGGAGCGGCAGCGGCGGCCGCGGCAGCCUCCAUCCCGGUGUCCAUGGCCAGCAGCCUGCUGCGCGGCCCUCCGCUCCUCCUGCGCGCAGCGGACAAGUACCCGCGCACCCCGAAGUGCGCCCGCUGCAGGAACCACGGCGUUGUCUCCGCACUGAAGGGCCACAAGCGCUACUGCCGCUGGAAGGACUGUAUGUGCGCCAAGUGCACCUUGAUCGCCGAGAGGCAGCGAGUGAUGGCGGCGCAAGUGGCGCUGCGGCGGCAGCAGGCGCAGGAGGAGAACGAAGCCCGAGAGCUGCAGCUGCUCUACGGCACGGCGGAGGGACUCGCCCUGGCCGCCGCCAACGGCAUCAUCCCGCCGCGUCCGAAUUACGAGGUGUUUGGCUCGGUGAGCAGCGAGAGUAACUCAGAUUCAAGCAUGCAGAAGUAUGAGCUGUUCCCAAAGAGCCAGCUGUCCGGAUCCGCCAACCCUCAGCAGACUGUGGGGAAACCGGCGUCCACCGAAAGUGACUCGGCCCCGGGCAUCUCGUCCCCAGACGGCCGGCAUGGAGGCUCGGGCUCAGAGAACGGAGACAGCGAAUCCUUCAUCAGCUCGCCGGUCUCCAAGCCUUUAAAAGACGGAGGGGAAACUCCUGGCUCCGUCAGCUCCCUCGGCUCUGACUCCGGCUCCGAGACCGACAAAGACGAGCAGGAACCAUCCCCGUCCUCUGCGGCCUCCCGGCACAUGAACGCCAUCGACAUCCUGACCCGGGUGUUCCCCAGCCACAAGCGGAGCGUGCUGGAGCUCGUCCUGCAAGGCUGCGGAAAGGACGUGGUGCAGGCCAUCGAGCAGAUCCUCAACAACAGCGGGGCUCAGGGCCCCAACAAGGCCGGGCCAGAUGAGACGUGGACGGCCGAGAGGAUGCUCCAAAACGCACAGCAGGCUCCGCCGUCCUCCGCGACAUCCACGACCGCCCCGACGAGGCCCAUGCUACCCGGAGCCAUGACGCUCAGUAACCGCUCUGCGUUUUCUCCUCUGCAGCCAAACGCACCGCACUUCGGCGCCGAUCCUAGCACCUAUUCUCUGGGCACCCACCUGGGACUGAACCCGCUGCGGCUGGCCUACUCUGCGCACAGCCGGGGACUGGCUUUCAUGACGCCCUACUCCACCACCGGGCUGAUGCCCACCCUGGGGUUCAGACCCCCGAUGGACUAUGCCUUUAGCGACCUCAUAAGGGACAGGACAAUGUUGCACAAGGAGCAAGGCUAUGCCAGCGGCCUGUACGGGCCUUUAGUCAACAACACGCCGGAGAAACAGUGAGGCCGGUGGACUGACCACAGAGACACAUUCCGUUGUAUUUGUAGCCACAAGUGUUGAAUAUUCUGGCGAAAAUCUGUGAUGUGUUUUGGCUGCAGGCUACUGUAUAUAAUAGGAUUAUCUGGCUUGUAGUCAAAUGGUCUGAGAGGGAGAAAAAAUAACUAAACUCACUUAUGUGUAAUUUUUAAAAAUAAUUUUAUAUGUUUGACUACAAACGUUUGGAUGACAUCCCCCCAGGUAUCAACCUUACAAAUUAUUCCAUCAAUAAAAUAACGCGAGGCUGAAAAGAUAUUUAUAGAUUCCAAAAAUAAAUCAAAGAUGGAAAAUAAAAAUUAAAACCAGUUCGAAAGUCUAAACCUACAUAUAGCCUAUGUUAUUUUAUUAGUGAUUUUUUUAUAUGUCAAUUGUGCGGGAUUUAAAAUAAAAUAAAGUAAAAGUGAUUUAUCAGAGAGUUAUGACUUUCCAAAGUCCAUCAAACUUUCAGCUGGUUGAUGAAACUGAAGUACAUAUAAUAUUCAAACUUUAAAUAGCCUAUACGUUUCUUCUCACACACGGAAUAUUAAAUGAGGCGAAAUUAAGUUAUUAUAACAUGUAGCUUACGGAUGUUAACACUAUUUCCUGAUGUAAAAGUUGAACUAAUGAUGUGUAAAUGCCAUCCCUUUUUUCUUAUGUAUUAUUUCACUUAUCUCACCUUUUUUUUUUUUUUUUUAGUUCGUUUCCAACUGCCUGUAUUAUUGCAUUUGGUAAUAUGAAAUGCUAUGCUAUAUUUGACUUUUUCAUUUAUCCGGUAGUCAGCUCAAAUAUUUUGUGACAAAGUGCUGGAUCAAGUCAGUUCCUCUUCAAAUGUUACAAGCUGUGCUGUCACAUUGUAUGAAUAUGCUGGAAAUAAAUGUUAUUUUAAAGAAA
Molecule: messenger RNA, 3722 nt
Organism: Dicentrarchus labrax (European seabass)
Lineage: Eukaryota; Metazoa; Chordata; Actinopteri; Moronidae
Gene: dmrta2
Product: DMRT-like family A2
Exons: 2
Coding region: 1470-2819 (449 amino acids)
Biological process (GO): sex differentiation; germ cell development; regulation of transcription by RNA polymerase II
Cellular component (GO): nucleus
Molecular function (GO): protein binding; DNA-binding transcription factor activity, RNA polymerase II-specific; RNA polymerase II cis-regulatory region sequence-specific DNA binding
Source: RefSeq, a predicted model, not a curated record